Haliotis rubra (blacklip abalone) is the source of this 840-nucleotide messenger RNA. Its product is annotated as UPF0488 protein CG14286-like. The transcript has 5 exons. The record is from RefSeq and is a predicted model, not a curated record. NCBI's taxonomy places the organism in Eukaryota, Metazoa, Mollusca, Gastropoda, Lepetellida, Haliotidae. The coding region runs from base 56 to 712 and encodes 218 amino acids.
UCUCUAUUUCUGGCGCCAUAAAGGGACACUACUCUGUUUUGUUGACGUAAUCACGAUGGAUCAAAAGAAACCAGCCAAACCAAAGAGCAAGAAAAACAAAAAACCUAAACCAGCUCCAGUUAAGACCCCUGAACCAGAAGAGGAGGAGGAACAUGAUGAUGAGCCUCUGGAGGUUCGGUUCGAGCGUGAGGUUGCCUGGUGCAAGGAGCAGCUCUUCCUGAAGCUUCACCACGUCAAGCUGGACUCCAAGCAGGGUUUUGACUUAGCCCGGGCCAUGAAGAUCUUAGACAGUGACAAAGCACCAAUGAUCAAGAAGCGACAAGCAAUGAGGACGACUCUUGGUGACUACAGACAGAAGAUGAAAGAUGAUGAAAAGAAGCAGGCGGCAGCUGCAAAGAAAGUAGUGCUGAAGCCUGCAGAUGAAUCUCAGACAAAGCUCUCUAAGUGCUUGAAACUAAGCUCUUCACAGCAACAACAGAAGAUGGGAGAUGGUUCUAGUUCUGUAGAUGAGAAACUCACUGACCUCUCACUGGCCGACUCCAAGGACCAAUCAGCUACAGACAGUGACAACACAUCACAGAAUCUGGAUAGCCAAUCAGAUACAUGUACCUUCAAAUUUGAGAAAUCAGAUAACAAAUUUCGUUUUAACUUUAAAGAUGAAGGAAUUGUGAAUGAUAAUGUUGAACUAAGUGGUGGAAGCAAGGGAACGUGAAAAAUGUGUACAUUCACUCUUGUGCAAUCAUCAGUUAUUUAGUUUCACAUGUAAAAAGUCAUGAAUGAUAUAUUUGUGUUUGAUAUAGUUUUUCACAAUAAAUAUAUAAAAAAAGAAUGUGAUACAAU